This is a messenger RNA of Sceloporus undulatus (fence lizard), 1963 nucleotides long. RefSeq names its product peptidase, mitochondrial processing subunit alpha (gene PMPCA). Lineage: Eukaryota; Metazoa; Chordata; Lepidosauria; Squamata; Phrynosomatidae. Gene Ontology annotation, molecular function: metal ion binding; metalloendopeptidase activity. The coding region runs from base 30 to 1583 and encodes 517 amino acids. The transcript is spliced from 13 exons. Gene Ontology annotation, cellular component: mitochondrion. The record is from RefSeq and is a predicted model, not a curated record.
CCCGUCCAUUGCCGGGAGAAGGUUCCAAAAUGGCGGCGAACGUGGUCCGGAGGGGCGGCUGGGGCUCAGCGCGGAGGUUUGGGCUGGUUGCCUACCGGAAAUACAGCAGCGGGGGAGCCUACCCCAACAUCCCCCUGACGGCCCCCCUCCCCGGGGUGCCCAAACCGGUCUUCGCCACGGUCGACGGCCAGGAGGGGUUCGAAACCAAAGUGACCACCCUCGAGAACGGACUCCGGGUGGCUUCGCAAAACAAGUUCGGACAGUUCUGCACCGUUGGGAUCCUUAUCAACUCGGGGUCAAGAUAUGAAGCGAAGUAUCCUGGUGGCAUUUCACACUUUCUGGAAAAGCUGGCUUUUUCCUCUACAGCUCAGUUUGGCAGCAAGGAUGAGAUCCUUCUUACUCUGGAGAAGCAUGGUGGCAUCUGCGAUUGUCAGGCAUCAAGGGAUACCACAAUGUAUGCGGUUUCUGCAGAGGCCAGAGGGCUGGACACAAUGGUCAGUUUGCUGUCAGAUGUGGUGCUGCAACCCAGAUUGUCAGAUGAAGAGAUUGAGAUGACUCGCAUGGCAGUUCGCUUUGAGCUGGAGGACCUGAACAUGAGACCCGAUCCAGAGCCUCUUCUCACAGAGAUGAUUCACGCGGCAGCUUACAAAGAAAACACGGUGGGACUGAACAGGUUCUGCCCAGCAGAAAAUGUAGACAAAAUUGACCGGAAAGUCCUUCAUUCAUACCUGAGGAAUUACUACACCCCCAACAGGAUGGUGUUGGCUGGUGUUGGGAUUGAACAUGAGCAACUAGUAGAGUGUGCCAGAAAGUACCUCCUUGGAGCUGAGCCGGUAUGGGGGAGUGGAAAGGCCUCUGAUUUAGACAAGUCCAUUGCCCAGUACACAGGAGGGAUUCUCAAGCUUGAAAAAGACAUGUCAGAUGUUAGUUUGGGACCCACUCCGAUCCCAGAAUUGACCCACAUCAUGAUCGGACUAGAAAGCUGUUCAUUUCUGGAGGAAGACUUUAUUCCCUUUGCAGUAUUAAACAUGAUGAUGGGUGGAGGUGGAUCUUUUUCUGCUGGAGGACCCGGCAAAGGCAUGUUCACCCGACUGUAUCUCAAUGUGCUCAAUCGACACCACUGGAUGUAUAAUGCAACAGCAUACCACCACAGCUAUGAGGACACAGGUCUCCUUUGCAUCCAUGCCAGUGCAGACCCCAGGCAGGUUAGAGAAAUGGUGGAAAUCAUUACUCGGGAAUUCAUUUUAAUGUCGGGAGCAGUGGGAGAGGUUGAACUGGAGCGAGCCAAGACGCAGCUACAGUCCAUGCUAAUGAUGAACCUAGAGUCUCGGCCAGUUAUCUUCGAGGAUGUUGGGAGGCAGGUGUUGGCGACAGGCAUGAGGAAACUCCCUCAUGAGCUCUGUGUCCUGAUCGGCAAAGUGAGUGCAGAUGACAUCAGGAGGGUGGUGAUGAAGAUGCUGAGAAACAAGCCAGCCAUUGCUGCACUGGGGGACUUGACAGAGCUGCCCAGUUAUGAACACAUCCAGGCUGCCCUUGCCAGUAAGGAUGGACGACUUCCAAGGAUCUAUCGCCUUUUUCGUUAAAACUGCUGCAAAUGACACUGCAUGAGUCUCUUGCCAGGAUUAGGAUUCUCUUGGCGAAACUUCUAUUUGUGUGCAAGAGUGGCGUCUUUGGGCCUUCAACGGAGCGCUUCUGGCAUGUCUGUCUGAGGACAUUCACCCCUGGAAAUAAACUUUUCUUCUGCAGAAGACUCCUUAGACUUCAUAAAACAUAAUUUAAAAGAAACCACUUGCCAGUAAGGUUGACUGCCUCAGCUGGAAAAGCUACCAUGGAGAAACAGCUUGUUCUGUUAUCUAAAUCUCUGUUCAUGUUGAUUAGUGUUUACAUAAACUGCAACACCUUGCCCAACAGUUGCACUCCAUGGUAGAGAAUACAAAUAAAGAGUUAACAGAUCAUGUGUUCA